Cylindrotheca closterium is the source of this 426-nucleotide messenger RNA. NCBI's taxonomy places the organism in Eukaryota, Bacillariophyta, Bacillariophyceae, Bacillariales, Bacillariaceae. The record is from the annotation of a GenBank genome assembly.
AUGGUUUGGGUAGCUCGCCUGGGUGGUGAGACUGCCUCCAAAGUUAUCAACACUGUCCUUGCCUUUGCUCAGCGUGCAAUAGGUGCCACUGUCAACAAGUCUCUGGUUGCCUCUCCUGGUGCCAUCUUCUUCCACCGUGACAUGCUACUCAAUGUUCCUGCCAUUGUUGACUUGGAACAAGCCUCUGGCCAAUGCCAAGCUGUUGCCGAUUGCAACAAUCUCACCAAGAACAAGCACCGCCGCUACAAGAACUAUAACAUUGGUGAUCUUGAUCUGGACAAAGAUGAUGAUGUCUUUGUUGUUUUGGAAGGUGAUACCAUAGUGCAUGAACUCAAAGGAGCGAUGCAAAUCAGAACUCAUCAAGGGACUACUACAACUUUUCCAGCCCAAACAACUGAUGACCCAGGCAAUGAACGCCAAUCAUAG